AUGGAGCGCUCGUGUGGAAAAGGAAAUAUCCCUGGAAUGGAAAUUUGUAUUCUCUCUGUGGAUACCCAGAACACAAAGUGUGUGAGCUUGAAGAUUUCUAGGCAGGUGCCUGUAAAACUUGCUGUAAAGAAGGUGAAAGUGCAGUUUAAUUGCUUUGAAGUCAGUGCAGGCCAACAGCUCCAUGUGACCAUGAGGAUGAUUCCAAAUUACUGUGGAGUUCAAUUGACUGAAGAAUAUUAUGUUGAAGCUGGCAAAAUGGCAUUUGAUGUGGACAGAACAAGAAAAACCAUUUCUGUGAAUAUUUUGGAUGUUGCUCAAGGCACAGAUUAUUAUGUACGGUUAUGCCAUCAAUGGUUUGUGUGCGAGGAUGAAGGGCCAGUUACCUUGGUUCAAGGUAAGGACUUGGUGAAAUCCAUUUCCUUACUGUACACUCAGCUGCUGCCAUGUCUGUGCAUUGAGGCAUGGCCAGCGAUUUCAGAUGCACGGAGAAUGCAGUUUUGCCCAUUUAAGAACGAUACCAAGGCCUUGUGGGAUAACAUUAUUUAUAAUCCUGUCACACAAACGCUGGCAUGGGAAGCUGCCUGUCCUGUUCACGUCACUGUCAGCCUUUGUCGGCUGAUGAAGACUAAUGAUCAGUGUGUUGAUCUAGAGAACACUUCAAAUCCUGCUGCAGAGAAAGUGAAAUAUUCUCGAGUUGAUGCACACCCAAGACUUUGCAUGAAGUUUACAACUAACCACAGCUCUUGGGUUAGAUGCCCGUUUGCGAAUGGAAAUUCUCAAGCUUGGGAAAUGAGACAUGCUGUGAUGGAAGAACAGAUAGAAGUUUCCUUCACAUCACACACCAAAGCACAGUUCUCAGUCCUUGUGUGUAACAGGACUGAGUCGUCUUCAUGCAACCCUACUGGGAUACACCAGUCAGUCUCAACGGGUGGCUUAAAUUCAACAUCUGUCAACAUUUCAGGGGAAACAUGUGGCUCAAACAUCUGCAUUCAGGGUUGGAGGACAGAUGUGGACUAUUCUAUUCCUUCAUACAUUUGUAAUCUUCCAUGCACCUCUUCUACUCAGAGUCAAGAACAGUAUGAAAAGUCCUUAAGUAUCCUAUCUAUAGUAGCAUUACUUGUCAUACUUGUAACCAUGAUGGCUCUCCUUGGACACAAACUUUUGCCAGGUACUCAUCCAUGUAAAGAAGAAAACAUAAAAUCUAAGAAUGAAUUCACGUUGCAGGAGAGACUUGAUCUGCUAAAAUUAGCAGGUGAAACUUUGCAGGGCAUGGGAAUAAGCAUGAUUAGUCUUACUGUGACUAAUGUUCAGUAUCAUUCUGAUGUCAAGGAGGCCUAA
Molecule: messenger RNA, 1338 nt
Organism: Elgaria multicarinata webbii
Lineage: Eukaryota; Metazoa; Chordata; Lepidosauria; Squamata; Anguidae
Gene: IL17REL
Product: interleukin 17 receptor E like
Exons: 14
Coding region: 1-1338 (445 amino acids)
Molecular function (GO): interleukin-17 receptor activity
Source: RefSeq, a predicted model, not a curated record